Arachis ipaensis is the source of this 1204-nucleotide messenger RNA. Its product is annotated as auxin-responsive protein IAA27. The record is from RefSeq and is a predicted model, not a curated record. Gene Ontology annotation, biological process: regulation of DNA-templated transcription. NCBI's taxonomy places the organism in Eukaryota, Viridiplantae, Streptophyta, Magnoliopsida, Fabales, Fabaceae. Gene Ontology annotation, cellular component: nucleus.
AACAGCGGAAACACAUACAUAAAUAAACCAAACAGAGUGCAGUGAGUUUUACGUACAAAACAGAGAGAGAAAGAACUCCAAAGCUCUCUCUACACACAAGCACAAAAAGUUUGUCUUAGAAUCUCGCUGCUACGAACAAAAGAGAAGAGUUGGGUUGAUGUCUGCAGAAAAGGGGUAUGUAGGGUUGGGAGAGGUUGGUGAAAUGGAAGAAAGCAUUGGGUUGAACCUGAAAGCAACUGAGUUGAGGCUUGGGUUGCCAGGGUCAGAGUCACCGGUGAAGAGUACUAGUUUGGGGGCAAAGAGGGGUUUCUCGGACGCCAUUGAUGGCAAGUGGGUUCUUUCUGGGAAUGGAAACGCUGGAUCUGACUUGGCUUUGGGUAAAGAUGCUUCCUUGUUCUCUCCUCCCUCUGACAAUACCAACAAUGACCCUCUUCCACUUCCACAACCUUCAAAGCCUAUUCCUGCUCCUGCUGCAAAGGCACAAGUUGUUGGAUGGCCACCAAUCCGUUCAUUCAGGAAGAACUCAAUGGCAACUCAGCCUCCUCAAAAGAAUGAAGCUGAUGCAGAACCCAAGCCUGGUUGCCUUUAUGUCAAAGUCAGCAUGGAUGGCGCCCCAUACUUGAGGAAAAUGGAUCUCAACAAUUAUGCUUCCUAUAGGGACCUCUCUUCAGCACUCGAAAAGAUGUUUAGUUGUUUUACUCUCGGUCAAUGCGGCUCUCAUGGGGUUUCUAGCCGAGAUAAUUCAAGCGAAAGCAAAUUGAGGGAUCUCCUCCACGGCUCGGAAUACGUGCUCACCUAUGAAGACAAGGAUGGUGAUUGGAUGCUAGUUGGUGAUGUUCCUUGGGAGAUGUUCACUGACUCUUGCAAGAGGUUGAGGAUAAUGAAGAGUUCCGAAGCAAUUGGGUUAGCACCUAGAGCCAUGGAAAAGUGCAGAAGUCGCAAUUAGCACAAUGUUAUUGAUACAAAAAGAAGCAUAUGAUAUUAUAUGAUACCCUUUCUUGUUCUUGCUUAUGUAAAAUUCUACUUUGACAUUGGAGUGUCGUGAACUUUUUUAAGCUGGCACCAUAUAUAUUGAUGGAAUUAUGUUAGGUCUCUGUUAUAGACGUCGUUUUAAGGUUUCUUAGGUUUGUUGCCCUUGUCUUUAAUCAGUUAUUAAGGCAUGUAAAUUUUGUAUUACUCUAGUAACAUUUGUGUCUCCCUACCA